AUGGCUGAGAAAUCUUGUGUCAAGCGACUCCAGAAGGAAUAUAGAGCUCUCUGUAAAGAACCAGUCUCUCAUGUUGUUGCCCGUCCUUCCCCAAGUGACAUUCUUGAAUGGCGAUGUGUUUUUGCUAUGAAGACGGACACCAGUCCUACCACAGGAAGUGUGAACACUACUGCUGCUGAGAAGCGGCGCCUAGCAAAGGACUCUCUUGCCUUCAAUUGUAAGAAUGUUGCAUUCAGGAAAUUGUUUCCCGAGUAUGUAGAGAAGUAUAACAAGGAGAAGCUUGUUUCGGAGCAGGUAUCAUCUCAGGUUUCGCAAGAAGAUAAAUCCAGACCCAAAUUGGAAAAACUUGGUGAUUCUUCAGUAGAAGAUGCAAAAGGAGAAACCAUGAACAAAGCUCCCAUAUACCAAAACUACGAGGCAAGCAAUUAUGGUGCCUACGAAUUUGAUCCUCAAGUUGAUUUUACACAGUUCUUGGAAGAAGCAAGACAACAUGCAAGAGAAAUGAAUCUACAGUCCUCAUUACCACUUUCAGAAUCUGGAAAAGGAAGAGUGAAAGAAGAGAAGAAAAGCAGGAGUUCCUGGAAACAUUCUCUCCUCAAAUGGUGGAAAGCUGAGAAAAAGACCAAGCCUAUCGUUGAACAAACAAAUAGCUCUCACAUUUCAAAUCCAAGAAAGGGUCAUGUUUCUGGUCCUAUAUUUGGGAGUGGCAGAAGAGUCGAUGCAAAGCCUCUGCGACAAGCAUCUGGACCGCUGGCUAAUCUUUUCAGCCCUUCAAAGAGGGUGGAGAAUGAGAUACCUUAUAUGUGUCUUGACCAGCUUAACAAUCCUCAUGGUGUCAAAGCCUAUGGGCCUGUUUACUUGGUAACAUAG
Messenger RNA from Dovyalis caffra, 870 nucleotides. NCBI's taxonomy places the organism in Eukaryota, Viridiplantae, Streptophyta, Magnoliopsida, Malpighiales, Salicaceae. The record is from the annotation of a GenBank genome assembly.